This is a messenger RNA of Phyllostomus hastatus (greater spear-nosed bat), 5315 nucleotides long. RefSeq names its product PLAG1 like zinc finger 1 (gene PLAGL1). The coding region runs from base 2425 to 4209 and encodes 594 amino acids. The record is from RefSeq and is a predicted model, not a curated record. Gene Ontology annotation, molecular function: DNA-binding transcription activator activity, RNA polymerase II-specific. NCBI's taxonomy places the organism in Eukaryota, Metazoa, Chordata, Mammalia, Chiroptera, Phyllostomidae. The transcript is spliced from 4 exons.
UUGUCUGGAAUUUUAACGUUUAGGGUUAAAGGUAAAUAUUUGGGAGACCUGUGAUCCCAAGGAAUAGUUGACACUGAGUUAUGAACAAAGUCCCCCAGGGAUUGUGAGAAAAGGUAAAGAGCCAGGCGCCAGGCCCACAAAUCAUUCAAAUUUCCAGUGACCCUUUGCAACGUGCUCCUCUGUGUUGUACGAGUAUGAAUGUCCCCCUUAGGGUCUUCACUGCAGAGGUAUAAUCUGAUUGUUCACUGUGGUCCACCUCCGUGAGAUAAGGUUUAGUUGUCCAUGAUCUGCCAUAUUGGAUGGGCUCCUUUCCAUUUGGAAUUACGGACUUCGGGAAAUAAAAUUAAAAACCUUAGUUGAGAGGCUUUUCAAAAACAAACCUUGUACAUCUUCAGCCUAGAGGAGUCUUUCACUGAAAACUAAGGCAGAAUUCCCAGUGUUUGGGGCUGCCCAGUUGCUUCCCACUCAGACCAUUAGAAACAAAGUCAGUCUGAAGAAUAUACGUAGCAAAAUCAAGGGUAGCUAGAAGUGAAUGAGCUGAAACUGGAGGGAAAUCCCUUUGUUCAAUUUGGUUUCAUUGAAUGCUCAGCAGGUGGCUAAACCAGUUCAUUAAUAGAAAAAAAGACAUGUUCUUAAAUGCUGCUCUCAGAAGCAAGUGCCUAGAAGAGCAUAUUGUGAUGACCAAAACUGCAUUGUAGAAAUCAUACGCUCUAGACUCAUGAAACUUUAGUUUGUGUCAUCAGCGAAGACACAUAUCAUUUACCCCCAAAUAUUUUCCCAUUUAUGUGUAACAAUGGACUGGAAUUGAUCUGUCUGCCAUGUGCCACUCCCCGCUCCUAGAAAAAUGUGAUUUUUCUCUCACUGCUCUGGAGCUCAGAAACAUCUGUAUUUAGGAAUGUUGGAUGUUAUAGGACCAUUUUUGGCCAUGUACUUUUUUUUUAUGUAAUUGACAUAUUAAAACCUUUCCUGUGGUUUUGAAAUCUAAGUUCAGACCUGAAAUGCAGUCUGCAAGUAGCAUCCUGUCAAACUUAGAUGUGUUCUUUUUCUGAACUGUCUCUCCUCUGCCGUAUUAAAUUGUCCUCUACUGCACAGGAUUAUCCCCCAGGGCCGUGCGUGCUUUCAGGUUCUCUGUGGCAUUGUUAACUAUUUAAGCAUUAGACCGGUGCAGAGAUGGCAGGUGGGAAAGGCCAGGGACUUGAUCUCCUCCCGGCCAGGGUUCUCCUCUUUCACUAGUGCUGCUUACAUUGAACAGCUUAAGAAUAAGCUCCUGUGUGAGCCCUCGGAGGCCAAGGAGUAUUGUUGAAUUCAGAAAGGAAUCUCUUUCUUUUAGUGAUAAUUUGAAUAUUUUGACAAUGGAGCUAAGCUACUCCACUGCCUGGUUUGCGUACCGCGUGUCAUGUGCAUGCUUUCUAGUGGGGCAGAAGAGAGCCUCCGCCUCUGAGUUCCUACGUUGGCAUUGUCUGUUGGUGAGAUGGGUAGGGAGCAAAGGAAGAAUCAUCCAGGAGAAUUUCACUCUCUUGCUUUAAUGUUUUCCAAAGCCUUUAAAAAGGAAUUAAUCCAGGCCUUUGGAGACCAUGAUAAAUGUGGAGUAUUUCGAGAAGAGAGAUGGACCAUGAAGAUGAUUUGUGAAGUGUUUAUACAUGCAAAGUGAGGAAUACAUUUAAAACAAAUUCUCUGGAUGAUUCAGACAAAGAACCUACUCACCUCCAGUUUUUUCCUGAAUUCAAGACAGGUUAUUUUAAAGAUUUAGUUGUCUAAAAUGGCCCUGAUUUUUCCAUUUUUAACUUAAAAUGAUGUUCUUAUCCAAAAUAAACAGAUAUAGCUUUUUUUGAUCAAAUUAAGAAAAGAGGCAACCAAGUGAAAAAAUUACUUAGGUGAGCUAUAAUUGGCUUUAUUUCUUAAUAUAUUUAUCUUUGUACUGGCUAAGAAAACCUUGAAAAGCUUUUCACCUAAAAGGAUCAACUGGUUGGAAUAGUCUUAGUUGGAAGAAGCCAAGCUUUAAAAUUAAUUGGUGAACAGAGAUGCUGGUUUCUGAAUGCUCCCCAGGGAUCUGUAGUGCAAAGCCGGCUGCAGACUUGGCCCCAGAGCCUUGGUAAAAACAUAAACCUCAGGUCCCCAGCGAUGCCACGUCAGCCUGUGCCAGAGAUUGCCCUGGCAUUCUAACGCCUGGCCAGGUUUAGUAAACCACUGGAUGGUCUGUUCAACUGGGAGCCUUCAGCCUUUCCACCCUGCACAUUUGCUAAAUCUGUACAUUUAUACAAAGCUGUUGUUGAAUAUGAAUGCCUACUAGUUUUACUGACGUUUUCAAUUCAUAAUUUGUUUCAGGUUUGUUAUUGCCUGGAUUUGCAUACCUGUUUUAUGGUAUUCUAAUACUGUUGAUUUUUUAAAAAUACUGUUUCCUCUGACUGCUAUUUUGAAUAUUUUAUGUUUGAAUCCUCAACCAGACACCUGCGAGGACCCCGUGACCACCUGAACACUGACGUUUCCCGUCACCCAACAGUCUGGUGUUCCAGGACUAGCCCUGGCUCUAGUGAUGCAGAUUACCUUUCUACUCCUGGAAUCUCAUCUGUGCCUCAGACUUUCUCCUCCCAGCUUGAGACUGCACAUACACUAGGAUGUGGGACAGCAGGAAGCAGAGCUAGUGGUCCCCAAGAGGCCCGUGUCUGGGUAGAACCAGCCCCAGGACGCUGCCUUUCCCCUGGGCUGGAGUUCAGCUGUGGGGGUUCGGCGCAUGUGCUCAGCACCAUCCUUCUAUCUGUGCUUAAAUGGCACAGCGUUUGGUCAGCGCCUCUGAAAAGGAAGGUGCGAGAAGCAAAGCCCAUGGCCACCUACCCCUGCCAGUUAUGUGGCAAGAUGUUCCUCACCCUGGAGAAGUUCACUAUCCACAAUUAUUCUCACUCCAGGGAGCGACCUUACAAGUGCUUGCAGCCAGAAUGUGGCAAAGCUUUCAUUUCCAGAUAUAAAUUAAUGAGACACAUGGCUACCCACUCGCCCCAGAAGACUCACCAGUGUGCUCACUGUGAGAAGACGUUCAACCGGAAAGACCACCUGAAGAACCACCUCCAAACCCAUGACCCCAACAAAAUGGCCUUUGGGUGUGAGGAGUGUGGGAAGAAGUACCACACCAUGCUGGGCUACAAGAGGCACCUGGCGCUCCACGCAGCCAGCAGCGGCGACCUCACCUGCGGGGUCUGCGCCUUGGAGCUAGGGAGCACAGAGGUGCUGCUGGAUCACCUCAAAGCCCAUGCCGAAGAGAAGCCCUCCACCGGAACCAAGGAGAAGAAGCACCAGUGCGACCACUGCGAGAGAUGCUUCUACACCCGGAAAGACGUCCGGCGCCACCUGGUGGUCCACACAGGCUGCAAGGACUUCCUGUGUCAGUUUUGUGCCCAGAGAUUUGGGCGCAAAGACCACCUCACCCGCCACACCAAGAAGACACACUCACAGGAGCUGAUGAAGGAGAGUUUGCAGUCUGGAGAGUUUCUGAACACUUUCCACUCUAUCUCUCCCCAGUUUCAGCUGAAGGCUGCCCCACUGUCUCCUUACCCGCUAGGGGCUCCUAUACAGAACGGGCUGGCCGGCGGCUUGCCCCCUGAGGUACAUGGCCAUGCCCACAACCCGCCAGAGCAGGUCUGCCCUCCUAUUCAGCCUCUGCCAGAGGGCCUUGUUCCCCUGCACCCCAUAGCACCUCCCGGCUCUCCCCCUGCGCCCCUCCAGAAUCACAAGUACACCGGUUCUACCUCAUACGCCCCACUUGCAAACCUGUCCCUCAAAGCAGAUACUAAAGGGUUUUGCAAUAUCAAUUUGCUUGAGGACUUGCCACUGCAAGAGCCUCAGUCACCUCACAAGCUCAACCCAGGUUUUGAUCUGGCUAAGGGCAGUGCUGGUAAAGUGAACCUGCCCAAGGAGCUGCCUGCAGAUGCUGUGAACCUAACAAUACCUGCCUCUCUGGACAUAUCCCCCCUUUUGGGGUUCUGGCAGCUGCCCCCUCCUGCUGCCCAAAAUGCCUUUGGGAAUGGCGCCCUCGCCCUGGGGCCUGGGGAUGCUCUGCCCCAUAGACUAGGCUGUCUGGGGCAGCAGCAGCAAGAUCCCUCACUAGCCAUGAGCACUAUGAGCCUGGGCCAGCUCCCCCUCCCACCCAUCCCCCAUGUUUUCCCAGCAGGCACCAGCUCUGCCAUCCUGCCUCAUUUCCAUCAUGCAUUCAGAUAAAUGAUUUUUUAAAGCAUACUUUCCUCAUUCUGGAAGCUGUUUUAAGAAGCAUUGUAAACGUCAGUUAUGUUACGAGGGAAUAUUUGGAAAGCAGGACUGUGAGUAUAGCUUAUUCAGUAAUGACUGGUUUGAGAUAAGAGAGUUCUCGAACUGCAUGUAUCGUGCCAAUCUGUCCUGAGUGUUAACGCUUUGUACCAAAUGUAAUAAGCAAGUAUUCUUUAAUGGAACUGCAACUAUUGUCAUAACCGGCGUCCGAACGGGGGCUGCUGUCCCUAGGUGUCUGUCAAACUGCAUUCAGUCGGAAGCCAUGAUCAUUGUAAUGUUGGCUGAGCAACUUUAUGUAGCGCUGCCUAGUAGGGGAGCUGUGGGAAGGUUUGGAUCUCUCCAAAAUGGGAGAAAAUUUGUUAAAUACGCAAGUAACCUUUAUACUGCUUAUUAUAACUAGGCUGUGUAUUUCUUUUCAGGGAUUUUUCUACCUUCACGGUUGGAUGUAGUUUAGUUACUAUUGCCAUAGCCAACCUGUAGUUUUACAGAAACAAAUUUCUUGUGGAAUAAUAGAUGUCUUCAUUUUAAACAAGCAUUUUAAAUGUAGUUUGAAUAUUUUCCACAAGACGCUACAAUGUGAGUUAUCACUUCAUUUAUCUUAAAGACUAAACUGGUUGUGUCAGUUACAUCUGACGGAAAAAUCACUGUGUACCCAGACUCAGUGGUAAAAUAACCCAUGCGUCAGUCAAAAAAGCAUUUUGCUGACUUUAAUAUUGAUUAUAUUUUUAACAGGAAUUUAAGAAAUAUUACUGGAAUUUAAAUAUAUAUAUAUAUUAAACAAGAAUUUUCUUUGCUCUGUCUGGCUUAAAAUACUACUCUGCUUAAGUAUAUUUUUAAUCAUCAGCAAAUAAAUGCAUUUAAAAAUUUAUCAUUUAAGUCAAUAUUAGUUGUAUUAAAAAAUAAUAACAUUUUGCAAUGUUAAUCUCUCUCUUAAACUUGGUAUCUAACGAGUUUUAAAAAUAUACAACCUAACCUUUUUGUUAAGACUCCUUUGUCUUUUAUGUUUAGAGGCUUUCUAUAUGAACAUGUAUCGUACAUAUAAUAAAGUCUGCAAAUCCUGA